Mollisia scopiformis is the source of this 517-nucleotide messenger RNA. RefSeq lists its product as uncharacterized. The coding region runs from base 35 to 517 and encodes 160 amino acids. NCBI's taxonomy places the organism in Eukaryota, Fungi, Ascomycota, Leotiomycetes, Helotiales, Mollisiaceae. The transcript has 2 exons. The record is from RefSeq and is a predicted model, not a curated record.
CACCUCAGCUCCAUCGCGGGCCGUUGGGCCGGCGAUGUCAGCGGCAUGCGGAGCUUCAGUAGCUGCACUCGUCCAAGCCGACAAUACCAGUCACGUAGAAGGCAUGCCCGAAGCCGCUGCAGCAGAAGCAGGAUUCAACAGCACCGCAUGCAACGUUUUCCUAUGCAAGGGGCUUCAGUUCGCGGAUAACACUGCCCAGGUGCAGAACUUCACAGCUGGCCAGGUCGUUAAUAUGCGAGCAAGUAUUCCAAUUCUUCACGAAGGACCAAUGAAUGUCAGCGUCGUCAACACGAAGACUAAUACUGCCAUUGGGGGCCCGUUGAUCAGCUUCGUAAGCUAUGCAGAUGAGUCUUUGGCAGCACUUCCUGCGAAUAACACCAACUUCAAUGUCACCAUCCCAACAACUUUGGGAUCUACUUGCACUGUGGCUGGUACUUGCGUUCUUCAAUGGUUCUGGUUCGGAACUGCCGCUGAUCAGACAUACGAAUCUUGCGUCGAUAUGGUUGUAGCUGCAUGA